Messenger RNA from Bufo gargarizans (Asiatic toad), 438 nucleotides. It is a transcript of the gene BAD, whose product is annotated as BCL2 associated agonist of cell death. NCBI's taxonomy places the organism in Eukaryota, Metazoa, Chordata, Amphibia, Anura, Bufonidae. Gene Ontology annotation, biological process: apoptotic process. The transcript has 3 exons. The record is from RefSeq and is a predicted model, not a curated record. The coding region runs from base 1 to 438 and encodes 145 amino acids.
AUGGCAGACUCUCCUCCAUCCCCAGUGUUUUCCAUAUUGGAGUUCCCACCAAACGAGGAGCAAGGUACAGCCCUCCUAGGAACAAAUCCUCCAUCCUAUAGAGGAGCAGUAGGACAUCGGAGUUCUCCAAACCUGAGACGGGGCAAAGGAAAGGAACCUCGCACUCGGACAGAAUCUGCCUCGGAGGCCCAGGAGAUGGACCACGUGGGAGAGCUCAACCAGUUCCGCUCACGUUCCCGCUCUGCUCCAUCUUCUCUAAUGGUUGCUGCUCGGUAUGGACGAGAGCUGAGAAGAAUGAGUGAUGAAUUUGACCAAAGCUUCACGGGUCUUCCUCGUCCUAAAAGUGCAAAUGCAGCUGCUGAGAUGACCAGAAACAAGAGUUUACGGGAAAUGUUUUUUAGUUUAUUACGAUGGAAAGACAUCCAUCAGAAGAAUUAA